Messenger RNA from Gadus chalcogrammus (walleye pollock), 5925 nucleotides. RefSeq names its product tensin 2a (gene tns2a). The transcript is spliced from 29 exons. Gene Ontology annotation, biological process: peptidyl-tyrosine dephosphorylation. Bases 411 to 5588 code for a protein of 1725 amino acids. Lineage: Eukaryota; Metazoa; Chordata; Actinopteri; Gadiformes; Gadidae. Gene Ontology annotation, molecular function: protein tyrosine phosphatase activity; protein binding. The record is from RefSeq and is a predicted model, not a curated record.
GAGUGAGGCAAUUGUUUUUUAGAGAGCGAGGACUACUUCUGCCACCCCCCUCCUCCUCCUCCUCCUCCCAUCCUCUCCUCCUCCUCCUCCUCCUCCUUUAGCCCUCCUCCCAUCCUCUCCCUCUCCAUGCGCCGAGAGGGACGAGCGAGGCCGGGGGAGCGCCAGGAAAAGGGGAAGGGCCUUUACUUCUCUUCCUCCCGCGUUACAGCUGACAAAAACAGCUGGCGAGCCUAGAGACCAGAGCCCGCUAGAGAGAGGAGCAGGCAGUGAGGAGAAGGAGCUGGGAGGAGGAGGAGGAGGAGGAGGAGGAGUUGGAGCAGGAAGAAAGCGAAAGGAGCGCCUAGGGAGGAGAUUCGAAGGAGUAGGAAGCCGGCGCGAGGCGGAGACCGGGGUCAGGGUCGUUCAUCUCUAUGGGUUGCGCUCUGAGUUCAGAGUGGUCCGGACAGCAGCCGGAGGUACAAGUGUUGUCGACGGCAACGGUUGCCAGGAGCGCCUCUCAGAAGAGGAGGUCGGUGGAGAGAAGCAACAGCGCCAGGAUGAGGCUGUCCAAAACGGGGAAAGGGGAGCCCCACGUCUUUAAGGAGAAGACGUUUAAGAAGAAGCGUCAGUGCUCCGUGUGUCGGCAGGGAGUGGACGGCCUGGGCUCCUUCUGCAGAGUUUGCAAGACGGCUACUCACAGAAAAUGCGAGUCAAAGGCCAACUCCCCAUGUGUUCCAGCCCCUUCCAAUGAUCUGCAGAGAAGGGGGACGGCACCGUCUCGACACAUCCAGCAACUGGGGUCGACCAAGUCACUGAAUUACACCAAACAGAGAAGCACUCUGCCCAGGAGCUUCAGUGUGGACCGGGUGAUGGAGCGCGUGAUGGAGCGCAACUACGACUUCGAUCUGACCUACAUCACCGAGCGCAUCAUCUCCGUCUUCUUCCCUCCUCUGCUGGACGAGCAGCGGUACCGGGUCAACCUGAAGGAGGUCACCGCCAUGCUGCGCUCCAAGCACCAGGACAAGUUCCUGCUCUUCAACCUGUCUGAAAAGCGACACGACAUCAGCCGUCUGAAUCCAAAGGUCCAUGACUUUGGCUGGCCUGACCUCCACGCACCCCCCCUGGACAAGAUCUGUGCCAUGUGCAAGGCCAUGGAGACCUGGCUGACCUCCGACCCCCAGCACGUGGUGGUCCUGCACUGCAAGGGCAACAAGGGUAAAACUGGUGUGAUAAUGGCUGCAUACAUGCACUACAGCAAGAUAUCUGCAGGGGCGGACCAGGCGCUCAGUACCCUGGCCAUGAGGAAGUUCUGUGAAGAUAAGGUUUCUUCAUCGCUUCAGCCGUCCCAGAACAGGUAUAUCUAUUACUUUGGGGGUCUGCUCUCUGGGGCGAUCAAGAUGAACAGCAGCCCCCUCUUCCUCCAUCAGGUCCUCAUCCCUUCCCUCCCCAACUUUCAGGGAGAACAAGGUUACUACCCGUUUGUGAAGAUCUACCAGUCCAUGCAGUUGGUCUACACCUCCGGCAUAUAUGAUCUGCAGGGCACGGGUGGAAGGCGUCUGUGUGUGACCGUGGACCCAGCUCUGCUGCUGAAAGGUGACAUCAUGGUGAAGUGCUACCACAGGCGAGCCCAGACGGCCGACAGGGACACCGUGUUCCGGCUGCAGUUCCACACGUGCACCGUGCAUGGAAGUCAGCUCUGGUUCGGCAAGAGCGAGCUGGAUGAGGCCUGCACAGACGAGAGGUUCCCAUCAGAUGCCACGGUGGAGUUCGUCUUCUCCUCUGGGCCGGAGAAGAUCAAAGGCCGAGAGAUCCAGAAGAACGACCCGGCCGUCACCGUCGACUACAACACGGGCGACCCCGUGGUGCGCUGGGACUCCUACGAGAACUUCAACGAGCGCUUCCAGGACAGCCUGGAAGACAUCGCCCACACGCGAGGGCCGGUGGACGGCAGCCUCUACGCCCAGAUCAAGAAGCGCCGCUGCCCCAACUCCGGCUCGCUCAGCUCCACCAAUGGCAGCAGCCCGGGGGGCGGGUUCGUCGACGAGCGACCCAAUCACCCGCUCACGUCCGCCAGCUGCGACUCCUCCACCUUCUCCGCCCACUCCAACCAGUCGUCCAUCCAGCAGGCCGACAAGCUCCGCCCCUCGCCGCCCACCCGGCAGGAGAGGGAGGAGCUCGACCGCAUGCUCGGCGGCAUCGAAGGGGGCGGGAGCCGCGACGGCGAGCGCGAGACCGCCAUCCUGGACGACGGCGACUCGCUGCCCUCGGAGCCGUCGUCGGGGACGAUGAGGCUGGGGCGCUCGUGCUCCUGCAGGGCGGGGUACCGGUCCCAGCGCUGCGCCCAGCCCGGCUGCGACCGCACCCUCCUCAUGCCAAACGGGUACUGCCUGGACCGGGCGCCGGGCACCAACGGGCACCACGGGGCCACGCCCUCCGCCAGCCCCAAGUCCGGCCUGCCCUCCCACCUGGACCUGUGCCAGCACUACAGCCCCCACCCCCACCAGCCCCUCCCCCCGCCCGACCUGGUGUGGGACCGCCACGCCGGCCAGACCCACUACCUGCACCGCCCCUGCUCCGACUCCAGCCCCCCCGGCCGCCACCUCUACCCCUACCCCCCCGCCGACCUGCACCCCCUCUCCGCCCCCGGGCGCCUGCUGUGCCGCGGCGAGGACUACGGCAGCCCCUACCACCACCCCCACCCCCACCACCUCCACCACCCGCACCCGCCGCCGCCCGCCCACGUCUACCAUCACCACGGCAACAAGGGCCCCGCCUACCCGGACCCCCUGCUGCUGGAGGGCGGCAUGGCACCCCCCGGCUGCCCGUGCCGGGACUGCGGCGUGCGCAGGGACGAGGAGGAGGACGCCGCCACCGCCGCCUACCACGCCAUCCGCCUGGACCCCUGGGAGCGGGAGGCGGAGCUACAGCACCGAGGGGCGGAGCUUCCGCAGAGGGGCGGGGCUCCGGGGGAGCUGCACCACUGGGAGAACCGGGACUCGCAGCAGGGGGCGGGGCCGCGGCGGGCCAGAGAGCUGUCCCUGCACUGGGAGCGCGAGCGCGAGGCCCACCUGCAGUGGGAGCGCGAGUACUGGCACCGCCGCGCCACCGUGGCGUCCUUCGCGCCGCACGGGCGCCCGCACGACCUGCCGCCCGCCGCCGCCGCCGCGUUCACCUUCGACCCCCUGCCGCCGGGCCACGCCGCCUACCCUGAGGCGUCGCGCUCCCACGCCCACUCCCACCUGGACCUCAAGUACAGCAGCGGCAGCAGCGGCUACCAGACGCCGCGCCAGGCCUGCCCCUACUCGCCCUACCAGCCCUCGCCCGCCGAGAGCCGCGGCUACGCCUCGGGCUACCAGUCCGAGUCCACCUCGCCGCUGCCCCCCGGCGGUCACCACGGCAACGGGGCCCCCGAGCACGGCCAGCCGCCGCCCGGCUCCGACGCCCACGUGACAGAUGCCCUGCGCAGCUCGGGCGAGAGCGUGGGCUGGAGGGACCACAUCACCCAGGGCUCCUUCAAGAGGGUCCACCGGCCCGGGGCGGCCUGCUCCACCCCCUCAGACAUGUCCGGACCCCCCACCCCCGUCCACACCAGCAGCCCCAUGUGCCCCCCGGAGAGCGCCAGCUCAGGCCUCAGGGAGGAGGAGAUCCGGACCACCGACAUCCUCAACGGGGACUACGACCCCGCCCCCCCGUCCCACCCGGCGCCCGUGGCCCCGCCCCGCACCCACCUCCCGGACCCCUCCUCCUCGCCGCCGCCGCCGCCGCGCCCCAAGGACCAGUGCUCGCAGGUCGUCGUGGCGACCACGCGAGGGGAGCCCGGCGAGCGCUGCGGUGCCACCGCCGACCCGUCGGCGCCCGGCUCGGCGCCGCACGCCUCCCCGGACCACGAGCUGGACCCGUCCGCCGCCAUCGCCGCCGCCGCCGCCGCGCCCGUACCGGUGAACCACGUCUCCCCGGCCCUCUCCGACCCGGCCCCCCCAACCCAGGGGCCCGCCUCGAGCGACCCGUCCAUGGAGUCGGCCCCCCAGAGCCCCGGCCCCGCCCGGGACCUAAAAGCUCAGCACGUGGUCACCCAGGCGACGGUCCACCCCGAGAGCCCCACCCGGGUCAACGGGACCCCCAACGGGACCCCCAACGGGACCCCCAACGUCCAGGACGCGCCCACACCCAACGCCGGUUCCACGGCGCCCGCGCCCGAGUCCCCCGCCCGGGGGUCCGGCUCCUCCCCUCAGCCCGCCUCCAGCAGCACCGACACCUCCCCUCUGUCCGACUCCCCGGUGCCCGGCUUCGCCACCCUGGGCAGGAGGCUGAUGCUGAGCGGCUCGGACCCCCAUCAGCCCCCCCACCAGCCCCCCACGACGAACCACCACGGGGCCAGCAACGGCCAGCAGCACCACUACCACCCCGGGGGGGGGGCCCUCGCCCCGGGGCCCGCCGACAGGUCCCCGCCGGCACACGGCGGCUACCCGGCUAGCCUCUACGCCCAGCCCCAGACGGGGGGCGCCCCCCACUGCUACGCCACCCUCUCCCACCCCCAGCCCCCGCUGCCGGAGAAACGCCGGCACCCCAGCCAGCCCGGGUCCCCCGAGGGCGACGGGCCGGCGGGCACCCUGGGGCGACUCUCCUCCGCCUCCUCCGUCGCCCCCCAGCAGCAGCAGCAGCAGCACCACGUCACCUUCUCCCCCACCGUGGGCGAGCUGGCGCCCUCUGGUGGCCAGACCGAGGCGGUGGGGCCCGAGAGCCCCACCAGAGUGAGCGUCAAGUUCGUCCAGGACAGCUCGAGGUUCUGGUACAAGCCGUCCAUCUCCAGAGAACAAGCGAUCGCGGCCCUGAAGGAGCGAGAGCCAGGGGCCUUCCUUAUAAGGGACAGCAACUCGUUCCAGGGGGCCUAUGGGCUGGCCCUCAAGGUGGCCACGCCCCCUGCCAACAUAUCCAAUCACAGCAGCAAAGUGGUGGACCCCCAGGAGCAGCUGGUCAGACACUUCCUGAUCGAGACGGGGUCGCGCGGGGUCAAGAUCAAGGGCUGCCAGAACGAGCCCUACUUCGGGAGCCUCUCUGCGCUGGUCUACCAGCACUCCAUCACCCCCAUCUCUCUGCCCUGCACCCUGAGGAUCCCCGACAAAGAGCUGAUAGGAGUGGGCCAGGAGGUGCACCCCCCCAGUAACAUGAGCAGCGCCGCCGACCUGCUGAAACAGGGAGCAGCCUGUAACGUGCUGUACCUGAACUCCGUGGAGACCGAGUCCCUGACGGGGCCCCAGGCCAUCGCCAAGGCGACGGACGCCACCAUGGGCCGGAGCCCGCGGCCCGCCGCCACCGUGGUCCAGUUCAAGGUGACGGCCCAGGGGAUCACCCUGACGGACAGCCAGCGCAGGCUGUUCUUCAGACGACACUACCCGGUAACCAGCGUGACGUACAGCAGCAUCGACCCAAAGGACAGGAGGUGGGCUAACUCAGACAACAAAUCUGUCCAGGUGUUCGGCUUCGUGGCCCGUAAGCCCGGCAACGUGGCGGAGAACGUCUGCCACCUGUUCGCCGAGCUGGACCCCGAGCAGCCCGCCUCCGCCAUCAUCAACUUCAUCAACAAGGUCAUGCUGUCGCAGUGCCGGUAGAGCGACACACAGAGCGACAGAGAGAAGGAGAGAGGGAUGACUCAGAGGGCUGACCUCGGGUCAGGAUCAUAAGCGAUCCCAUAAAGCAAUAUAGGGUUGGGUCAUCACUGUUGGUUUGUGUUGUUUCAAUGGUGGGUGAAUGUCACCCGUGGGGGAGACUAGGAGCCUUCAGUUCCAUCCCUCCUUGUAUCUGUACAGAGAGCUUCAUCUGCACUGACCCGCCACCAAUCCACCUGAACGCCUCUUAUUUCAAUGUUCACAGGUAUCCAUGGUAACCCGUCCAAAGCCAGUAGUCAUACAACGGUCCAACCAAAAAGGCAAAAAAAAAAAACUUAAA